AUGCUUACAGACCCGUACCUGGAGGACGUGAAAGUGGAGCCGGGAGGAGAAGGCUCGUGGGCCACCGACGGAGAAUCAAACAGGUCGCUCUGGCGCAUUCACAAGGUGACCCGGUGCAGCGGUGAAGGCACCCAGGAGGCUAAGAGGAGCGACUGUGUCUCCGCUGUUGAGCACCGGGUGACACUUCGCUUCUACGGACUUGGUCCGUUGAACGGUGCCGGGUGUGAAGUGUAG
Messenger RNA from Penicillium diatomitis, 234 nucleotides. RefSeq lists its product as uncharacterized. The coding region runs from base 1 to 234 and encodes 77 amino acids. NCBI's taxonomy places the organism in Eukaryota, Fungi, Ascomycota, Eurotiomycetes, Eurotiales, Aspergillaceae. The transcript has a single exon. The record is from RefSeq and is a predicted model, not a curated record.